AUGUGGCUGCGCACCAGCACCAAGCCUGGCCCCAUCGAAUCCGUGCUGACCGCGCCGGGAUUUAAGCGCUGGUCCAGCUUGACCACCCAGCUGGGCACCUUAGGUUUGAGCUGCUGGCUCCUCUCGGGCUAUGGUGCCGCCUCGCUGCCAGUGUGGUACUUCGGCUUCUCAUCAGCCGUGGCCUACAAGCUGGUGAGGUGUUGCCACGACGAGAGCGUGUCCCAGGGCGUGCCCCAUUGCUAUAAGCCGGCGGAUGACGAUAUCAGCAAGGUCGUAGAGAAGGCCUGGGCCUCGAGCUCGGGCUUCGCGCUGAGGACCCUGGAGCAAUGGAGGUCAUUCGCUGACGAAGUCAUGGGCGCGUCAGCGGGCAAGAAAGACACCAAGAAGAAGAAGAAGGACAAGAAGGAGAAGGGCAAGUGA
Molecule: messenger RNA, 420 nt
Organism: Effrenium voratum
Lineage: Eukaryota; Dinophyceae; Suessiales; Symbiodiniaceae
Source: the annotation of a GenBank genome assembly